Molecule: messenger RNA, 8567 nt
Organism: Rhagoletis zephyria (snowberry fruit fly)
Lineage: Eukaryota; Metazoa; Arthropoda; Insecta; Diptera; Tephritidae
Gene: Elys
Product: AT hook containing transcription factor 1 homolog
Molecular function (GO): protein binding
Source: RefSeq, a predicted model, not a curated record
CAAGGUGAAAUAGGAGUAGAAAAACAUCAUCUGCAUAUGAAGUACGCGCGGAAUGAGAACCUUUUUAAUAACAAAUUUCUAUUGAAAUUGAAUUAGUUUGCGAAAAAUUGCGUGAUUUUUAAUUGAGUGUAACUAAAAUUCGAAGUUAGUUAUGGAGUGGUACGAGAUUGCAGUAAACGGUGAGCGCACGGUGAAAUUUCUACCGAGAGCUCAUGAACCGUGCAUCCCUAAACACCGGGAUCAAAAAAAUUUGCAACAAAACGAUCUUGCAGCCGAAUCGGCUGAUGAAGAUUUUGCUGGCUCCCUACAAAUAGGCGGUAUCAUAAAACGAGGUGCAUGGGGCUGGCUGACUAGCGGAAAUGUGUUGGAAAUCACUGCGCUACGUAAUGGACAAACUCUUGCCUCCUAUGAAUUCACGGAAGCGCGUGGCUAUGACAACUGUUGCAUACGAUUUGUAGAGGAGUUAUUUCCGAACAACAACGAAACUGUGCUUUUAGCUAUAUGUAUAGAGUGUUUUCGUGCGGCAGGAGGUGGUUGCAGUUUUGUAGCAAUCUAUUCUGUAGAACAUGGCCAAGUUUUGAGUUGUAUGGAACUGUCUCUUCAUAUUACUGCAGCAGCGUUUGUAAAUAGAAAUUGUUGCCGGCGCUCAUUGUUGCAGAAUUUUGAUGGCUGCCUAGCUGUGGGCAGCGAAGAAGGUGUUAUUUUACUAUUGGACUUAAAUAUAAACAAAAUAUUAGCUACAUACGACGAGCGUCAGAUGAACACAUCAUCUAGGCAAUUUACUGAUAUGAUAACGGUAUGUAAAAUUGCUGACUACAAUCUGCCCCUUGCCGAGAUACAUCGGACAUUUCGACAAACACGCCACGAAGGUGUUCACUUCGGAUUGCAAUUAGAGGUCAUCGACACCCCAUGCUCUGUACAAUGUCUGCUGCCCAUCGAUUUGGCGCUGGGUCUAGCAAUCGGUCUCGAAGAUGGGCGCUUGGCCUUUUACGAUUUGGCAGAAAUGCAAAUAUUUUACAUAACAACGCCACAACCACAACAACUAAUGGCCCCUGUGGUGAAGUUAACUUAUCUAGAACCCCUGGAUGAUCCACGCCAUUGCCUCUACGUUUUUGCGAUGCAUGAAAAUGGAGAAAAUUUAAGUGCUGUGCUGCAUACGCUUAUCUAUGAAAAACGCUUACCGGAGAAGGAUGGCUUUUACUAUUUCGAGUCUUUUCUAACGAGUACAGCACGUCUACAAAUUCCCUUGGAAGGCACUAAGGGUAUCGCCAUUGGCUGUCAGUCAAUUAGCAAAAUACAUAAUAGUAGUUUCAAUAACAGCGCAAAUGGUGACACCAAUGCCACACACACAGACGAAGAUGGCUAUUGUUUGUGUGCGCUCAGUUGGUAUUCCACAUUUGAAGAGAAUAAUAAGCUACUCAUAUUCGAUUUGAAUCAAUGGUACAAAGAGGAAAUGCCCUAUAGCAUUACGCAGCAGAAGUGUCCCAGUUAUCUGGCCGGUUAUGUGUUGAGUGGGCGACAAUGCGCUCAAAGCGCUUACCUCAACCCCAGCACUGUCGCGCACUUUAACUCGUUGCAACGCUUUGAAGAACACUUCUAUCCGAAUUCGCUCAGUUUUGAUUUUGUGCUCCUAUUGCAAGAUAGCACGCUUGGUUAUACGUGGAUUGGUGCACAAAACAAAAUCAUAAACAUAUUGCGCGCUAGUAAUUCGAGCAUUUUUCUUGAACCUGAUAUGUAUUUCAGAGAAAUAUUGCGUGCGCGAUUGCUGCCGCAGUUUACUGAAUUAGGACUGGAUUCCACAUUUUCUCGGCUUGCCAUCUAUGAAACCAUCUUAUCAGUCGCAUUGGAGCACAACUGUUAUAGUAUCCUGCGAGAUUGCGCCAAAUGUUGGGCAGAUGGCAGUUUUAUGGGCUCCAAUUUCACUGCCACCACGGGCAUUUCACUCUCUACGCUUACCGAUUGGAUAUGGAAGCGUGCCACGGAUAUCAAAACGCGCUGUAAUGACCUUUCAAAAGGCCUUUUCGAUUACGCCGGCUAUCCUUUGGAUCAUCGUGAGCAAAAAGAGUUGGGAUACUUGACGCGCCAGCUGAAAUUGCUAGCCGAUUUGUUGGGUGAGGUGCUGUCCACAGGCAAGCGGUAUAUACCCGACAAAGUUUUCCUCAACCUUGAGGCACAACACAAAUCUAUGCGCAUGGCUUCAGAGUACCAAGAUGUGUUGCUGUGGCUACUAAACAUCGGUUUACUACCAGAAAUUCUGCAUAAUCGCAACAACGGUAGCCCAUGCAAGCCACAUGCCCGGGGCAAAGGUGUUGUCAAUACGAACUCAUCCAACACCAGUGCUAUUCAAUAUCCUUAUGAUGAUUUGAAGAAUUUAUAUGCGCGCAGACGCACCUUUUUCGCGCGUAUCAAUGAAAAUUUUAUCUCAAAAAAGACUGGCAGCUGUCGCUUGCUUUUCAUCGAUGCGCUCAUUGCGCACGAAUGUAAGGGCGAUAGUUUGCGUGAAUGUUGGCUGGAAAAUGGCGGCAAUGGCCUCUAUCCACCGCCUACCAUUGAGGCCAUGCUGCGCAUUUUGCUUGUACCAGAAGUAGAAUUCGAGAAUAAAUGCGCUAUUUUGUUGUAUUUCUUUUUGGACUUGCACAUGACAAUCGAUGAGCGUGCUCACAAGGCGGUUGUGGAGAGCUUUGUGAAGUUUCCGAGUGUUUUUAAGCUAACUGCUGCCUUGAUCAAGACUGUGCAAUCGUUUUGGAAUCUAGACCAUGGACUCUUUAUGCCCGCUGUUGACGAAUUCAUAUCGCCCUUCAACAAUAAUCAAACCUACAACCAAUGGAUGCUGGAACUGCUCAUUGAGUCGUUGCUUACCCAAAACGCGUCCGAUUUUGCGUUGCGCAUACUUGAAGCGCGGCCUAAUCUCAUCUCGCCCUUACUUAAACUCAAAACUUUGCUGGCCAGCGAUCUAGUCUCAGAAGCUUUCCAUUUUGCGCGCACCAAACAAGAUGACUCCCUGCUGGAACUUUUCUUCAAAUGUUGCCUCUGCGCUGGCAAAUAUGGCGUCAUACGCGACUUAGCACUCAAUGAACGGGAAGGUCACCUGUUGCAGAGCAUAUUACGAAGUAGCAAAACCCACGGCGCCGAGAACUUGCAUUUCGUGUAUCUGCUUCAAAGGUCCAAAUACAUCGAGGCUGUUUCAUAUUUGGAUGAGUUGUCGCGUGCGAAGAAUUUGCGCACAAAUUACGGUAAUGAGAGUGGCGUCAUCGGUACCAGCGAUACGCCGACGCUAGUGCUGUCGGCCUUCAAUACCACAAUGGCGCCAGUGACCCAAGGUUUGACAGAUGUUUACUUCCGCAUUAAAAAUAAAAUCAAGCAUAGGGAGGCGGAUAACCGUUCGCCUGUGCCACUAAGUUGCCAGCUCAUUAAGCAGAAUGCGAAUAACUUGCUUGGUGGCAUUUAUCAUAGCUCUGCGCUAAGUGCACACUUUGCCACCUACUAUUGGGGCGAAAUGGAGGAUGAGCGAAAGCGUAGCGCUAAGCCCGCCUCCAUGCUGCUCAGCGCUAAUAAUGCGCCAUUUUUGCGUAAGCCGCAAGUAGAAACGUGCCACCUACAAAUGGAGCAUUAUGCUCAAAGCGGUGUCUCAUAUCCGCAGCCGUACAAAUUGACUGAAAAACGCACGCUGGCGGAGCGUGAAAUGGAGCUGGAUGAGGCGCCAACUGAUAUGCCCACAACAUUGAAUACGGCGGUGACUCAAUCGCGUAAACGUCGUCGUUUAUUGGGGCAGGAAGUUGUCGAAGACCUUGGUCACUUCAUGCAGAUGAACAAGUCGGCGGGCCAUUUGACGGCAAGAGGUUUUGAUUUGCAAGCUGCCUGCGAAUCGCAAGCAGAGAAGGGCGAGUUGACGACACCAUGUAAAACGGCUGUUGCGACAGAGUUUCUAAGGCAACCAUUAACAACGCCUCGUCGACGCUUGUCUACACUUAGUGACAGCCGUGUCGGUGUGAGCAUGCCGCCGUCUGCUACUUCGGAGCUGCAUAGCAUACUCAAGACAUGCAACACACCGGAAAGGAGUGAUCGGGCACUCAGUGCCAUAGACGAAAGCAAGUAUUUGCGCUUCAAACUGCCGGCUACGGAAAUAGAAGAGGAAAAAGAAACUGCCCUUGCGAGUAAAAUAACACAAGAAAAGUUGAACCGCAUCGAACAUUUCGUUGGCAAAAACGAUGAUGGAGUGAAAGCCAAGCGGCGAAUAGUGACUACAACGGUCGUUAUUGAUGAAGUUGACGACAGUGUGGCGACGGCUGACGUGAUUGAGGUAGGAACGGAAGCGCCGAAUGAAGUGACACAGGAGGACAUUGAAAUGUUAGAAGACGACGCUGUGGACGAAGUGCUCAUUGAAGUGAGGCAUGUAAAACCCAUGUCCUGCGUCGAGUCUUCUAGAACCAAACAAAAUGCGGUUGAGUGCGCUGUCUCAGUAGAGUCGAAUGCUUCUAAGAGCAAUGAUGUUUCCCUGGAGGAGGAACGGGAGGAGGAGGAGGGGGAAGAUGAAGACUUCUAUUCACCGCAUUCUUCGUACAACAACUCCCUACUCGUGGUAAAUGCUUGCUCACCUCUAGCGUCGACAACAGCUGCAAUCAUAUCUUCGGCCAACGAAUCAAGCACAUCAAAAGUAUUCCACUUUAGUGGACCACAGUCUCGUAAGCCACUAGCUCGUCUCUCAGCCGAACGCAGCCAAAGUUGUACACCAGAAAGACAGUUGCCGGAACAAAAGCAAGGAAACCAACCACCACCACAGAGCGAUAUUCAAAAUCAGCUGAGCAGUGGUUAUGUUAGCGUUACUUCUAGAAUUUCAACUGCUGUGACUUCUUCCAAUGCAGCUGAACCCUGCCAACCCACCUUCCAAAUCAAGUCCGUAAUGUCUUUGGCUAGCAAAGAUUUUGCGCCAUUUAGCUCAUCGUCAAAAAUAUGUGCCACUCAGUCUAAAUUCAAUUUUGAAGAUCAAAAAGUGCACGUUCCACGCGGCAAGCUCUCUGAAUGCAGCACCAUAGUGGGAAGCUUCAGUGUGGAAAUGGAAAGCGGCUUGUCAGAAGCAGACGAAGUCGACAAAGCGGCAAAGCAACCAACGGCUUAUACACAAUUGAAGUCGGCGGCUGGUGAGUUUGGGCGUCCAACGAUAGCAGCGCAACAUUUGCGCGCCAAUACAACGCUAGAGAUGAGCUCAUAUGAGUACACGCUAGCCGAGGUAAAAUCUCAAGGUACUAUGAAGCAGACUGUUGGCCCAGAAGCGGAUGGCGCUAAGCAGAACGCAGCUGUGCUGCAAGUUAUGGAAACAGUUGAAGUGAUGGAUAUGGAUGAGGAAUUGGAAAUGGAAACAGAAACAGAAAACGAAAAUGAUAUAUUUAAAGAGCAGCAAUCACAAAACGCUGAAAUUGCAAGCAAUGCUGUGGGAGCUGACUCUGACUUGUACGCCGAUGCACUUGGCAUAGCCGUGCAACACGGAUCCGAUGGGGACGUUAACAGUAGUGAAGACUCCAAUGAUAUAGUAGCUUUGUAUGAGAACCAACGAGCCGCGAAAAAUCAGGCUGCUGCCGACAGCAGUGACGGCGAUGUGAUUAUUUUAUCGUCGUCUGCAUCGUCGAUCCAAAGAGAUGAUGGAAAUGAGACAUUGGAUUCCGAAUCUGAAAACGAUAGCGAGAAAUAUGAAGACGGACAGGACGAAGAGGAAGAAGAGGAAGAAGUUGAUGAUGAUGAAGAAAGCGAGAAUGAAGAUGAAGAUGACGCGGAUGAAUAUAGAAAUGACUCGGUUGAGAAUUCUAUCGAUGAUGUAUCGUCCAUCGAACUUGACGACGAGAGCAACAACAGCGCCAGCGAGAAAUCCCGAGAUAUUACAAGUGAACCAAUCGCCAGGCCUACUGUAGUACGUGAAGAUAAUAGUGCGGAUGUAGGCAAGGAGCCGAAAACCGCAAAUCAAGCACAAGAUACCCAGGAGGCAAGCCCAGAUACAUCUCUACAUGGUAGUAAUUCUUCCACUUCAGUGGAAAGCGAUGUCCGAUUCGUAGUUGAAGGGGCCGUUUCGAGCUGUGCUGAUUAUGAAGAGCUGGCGAUGCGCGAAACUGUUGUUUUUGAGGAGUCCGGUGAUGAACAACAUCCCGAGGAAGGAAGCCAAGUUGGGUGCAACUACUUCAGCAAGAGUGUCUUUAUGCAAAAAGACGCUGAAAUCACAAUUGAAGAGCUAAACGUUAGCGCAUACACAAAAACCACGAAAGAGGUCUACGAGGAGCUGGACAGUGAUGUGUUUUAUUAUGGCGCGGAGACGACAAGCGAAAGUCUUGAAUUUCGGGAGGAGCGUAAAAUUGAGUUAAAUUUUGAAAUGGAAACUGCCAGCACUUCUAAGAAGGCCGUUAUACAAAGUGCGAAUUUUACUACAAAACCACCAGAGAACUUAGUACAAGACACAUUGAACAACGAAGAAAAACCAACCUGCUCUGUGUAUGCUAAGAACAAAUUCGGAGGUGUCCAAGAGUCCAAUGAAAGUAUUCAGAGAAAUGUGUCAAAGAUAGACGAUGCACGACAUUUUUCUGCGGUGGGAAUAUGUAUCACAAAUAAGGAUAGACAUGAAGAAGCUGAAAUAGAAUUGGCAAAUGAUGUCCCGAGCUCGAAGGAUAUAGAAGGAACUGAAAAAGACGAGGCAAAAGGGCAAGCACGAAUCCAUUUGCGGAUGAAUGAAACCGAAGAUACAGAAAAAGUUGCAGCAGGAGUGCCAAAAAUAAAAGGGCAGAAAAGUGUGGAAUGCGAAGAACGGGAAGGUUCAGAAAACACUGAAAACGAGCCGAUUGAGGAGGAGCAAAUCACUCUCCACGUGGAGGAAUGCGAUCUCAGUGAGGCCGAACUAAUAGAAGUUGAAGCGGAGGCAGCAAAUACAACUGCAGUGAAAAAUUCGUCGGUUAAAGUUGCAACAAAAGCUGUUGAAUUUGAAAAUAUUGGCCAAGCGAUUGUUGAACCAGCGAAGCCGGACACUGAACAAGAGUCUACGCAAUCGUCGCAAAGCCCGAUACCCAUAAAGGAAGCAUUGGAGAGCAAUAGCUCAGUUACUGAAAAACAAGCCGCCUCGAAAAAGGCCAACGAAAAGAAUGCUUCUAAAAGCUCACACACUUCCUCAAACAUAUUGCCAAAGGAGACAGAAGAAUGGCAAGCAAAUACUCCUACGCGUACACGUUGCAGUCGCCGUGGGACCUCUGUGCCACCGCCAGCAGACGCGGUUAUCAGCACACCAGUUGACGAAAUUAUUACACCACGUCGCAAUACUCGCGGUAUCUCGAUGCCUCCCCAGACCACAGUCCAGCAAGAGCAAGAGAUUUCUGUAGGCACGCCAGAAACGCGCGGUAUCAGUCGUCGCAACGUACGCGCAAGCUCAGCACAAGAAGAAAUCGCUGCUCUAACCACCACGCCGCGUACGCGACGAAGUGUGCGCGGUGUAUCCAUGCCGCAUGAUGAAGAUGAAAGUGGCGGUACGCCCGUGCGCGCAAUACGAGGCACAUCGGUGCCACCACCUGCCCAAAUUGUCACCCGUCGCCGCUCAAAUUUGCUCGAUGCCAUCAACGAAAGCACCCCAGUAGUGGACUCACCUUCAACGCGCACACGUUCGCGCAUGCGUCUCAAUUCUGCCGAGAGCGAAUUAGAUUCGUCGGUUGUAAGCGGUAGCGAACAGACGUCUCAAGCCAAGCGCACGCGCCGCUCUUCAAUAUCGAGCAGUAUUUCGGAGCAACCGUCUACGCCGAGUGGCCGGCGUACGCGCCGUAGCACUGCUGCGACCGAUGCUGCAAAUAGCGAAGUGGGUACACCUAAAGCGCUGCGACAAACAACGCGUAGAAAGAGUGCCAACACCGAAAACCUGUAUGCUGCGCAGCCACUAGAAGAGGACGAACGUGAAACUGAAAAAUCAAUUAAAACAAGUGAAAAUGACGCACAAACCGCCUUAUACUCAUCGGCGCGUCGUUUGACACGUACUCAACUGGCUAUAAUGGAGAAAUCGGCUGCACUUAGCAGAAAUGCACCGGCAGUGGGACCGCGCAGUGGUGCAUCCAUAUCACCACCCAUACCGAAGCGCGUCAGCAAGCGCCGUAGCUCGCGGUCCACUGUGCAGGACAGCGAUGAUGUCGAAUCGAUUUCAUCACACCUAAGUAAUGUUUCAGGCACACCGAAGCGUCGUGUAACGCGAAGUUCGAUGAAGGAUAAGGAGGAAAAGGAUGAUGAUUUGGCGAGUAUUGCCAGCUCAUUGGGCAGUGAACGUAUACGUGCGCGGCGCUCCAAAGAGGCAAAAAGCUCGCCGAGUACUACUUUAAGUACCAUACAAGAAGAUGAAGCGGAAGAAGCGGGACGAAGGAAGCGUUCUAAGCCAAUCAAAAAUCGUUAGUUUAAGCCCAACAGAGAGCCCAGUCCGUAAGGCCAACACUAAAUUAAUAAAAUAUACAUAGUUUUUGUUGUUGCAGUGUGAAGUUGGUGGAAAAUGCCAAUAAACAAGAAACCUUAUCGUACCACCGAAGAAUAAGCAUUUUUAUUUUAUUUUUUUAUGAAAAAAAUUU